Messenger RNA from Paramecium pentaurelia, 2201 nucleotides. The record is from the annotation of a GenBank genome assembly. NCBI's taxonomy places the organism in Eukaryota, Ciliophora, Oligohymenophorea, Peniculida, Parameciidae.
UCAUGAAUCCAGAAAAGAAAUUGACACUCAGCAAAAUAACAUUAAAUCGACCUUAACAAAAGAUUGGUUUACCACCUAAAAUCACACUCAAUAAAUAACUUGAUUCAAGACCUUAGAGUUCAAAAAUUGAUAUUCAAUCUGUAAAUAUAAAUUGGCUAGUCGAUAAUAUUUAAUAAGAAAAGUAUAUUUAUUAAAUCAAUUAAUCUAAGUAAGUUAGAAUGGAUAUAAAAAUGUUACGUCUUUUUUAAAGAUUGGACCUAAAACACAGAAUGCAAUGAUUAAUGCAAAGAAUAAAUUUUAAAAUAGAGUAUAUAAUUAAUAGAUUUUAAUGAUCUACAAGUUAGAUUAUAUGCUAUCAAAGCAGCCUUAUUUGGAUUCACUACAUUAAAUUUAUUGGAUCUAUUAUUUCAAAAAUAAGCUAAACCACUUUUAAGAAGACCAAAAAGUGGAUCCAAAAUUUAAGAACAAUUGCCCUCUUUACUUUAUCAACCAUAAUAGAUCUUGGCCAUUCUAUAGAAAACUGCAUAAUUAAGUAAUGAGAAUGUAUUCUUAAAUUUAAUUAAUGACAAUUCCUUAAGUUUUGUUUUAUUUAGAAUCUUAAAACUAUUUACAUAAUUACCAAAAGAUUAAGCAACAACAUCAUAAUAAUUACCUUAUUUAAAUUUAAUAUUUAUUAUUAUUAAGAAUAUAGCUAAUAAUCAAAAGGAAGCAUAAAAAUUAUUAUAACCUACUUAUAUAUAAUUAAUAGAUAAUUAUUUACAUUCAUUCCCAUAUGAUCAAACUUUUGAAAAAGAUUUAUUAAAUUUAUAUACUACAAUAACUGCAACUCUUAGAAAUUUAGCUAAUGAAAAUAAUAGUGUUGAAAUGUAUCUUUAAAAUGGAAUUAUUAAAAAAUUAGUUAUUAGUAUGGUUAAUUAUAGUAAUAAUUAUGAAUUAAUUUUAAAUACAUUAAGAAUUAUGUCAAAGAUGUCAUUGAGUAAAGAAUGUUGUGAAUACUUCUUGUAAAGUACUGAAGCAAUGCAAAAUAUUUCUAGUUUUUUUAAAACAUAUUAAACCAAUAUUUAUAUCAUUAUUAGAGCUUCCUUUUUAUUAGCUAAUAUGACUACAUAUUUUGAGGGAAUUAGAUAAUUAAUUUAUUAUAAAUUUAAUUAAUUUGGUGAUAUUCUAAAAUGUUUUGAUUAUUAUUGGACAAAAGAAAUUAAUCCAUAAUAAUUAAAUUAAAUAGAUUAAUUUUCAUAAAGUAGAGCAGCUUGGGAUUUCUAAAUAUUACAAUCAGAGUAAUAAUUAAUUAUUUAUUUCAUAGAAAAGAUAUUGAUGCUUUAAUUAGAAUCAUAAGAUUAAUUGCUAAUAUAUUGACUAUAGAAUAAAUUGGAUUAGAUAUCUUAAAGAAUUAUUCAAAUGAAUAUAGAAUAUUAAUAUCAAAACUAUUAAAAUUAUUACAAAAGAAUACUAUAAUUACAAAAUAAUAAGUAAAAUUUUAGUUUAUAAUUAGGAAAUCAUCUCUUGUACUUUAAGUUGUUUAUCUAAUUUAACAUUUUAUGAAAAACAAACAUUUUUAAAUGAUUUCGAAUACAAAAAUAUUAAAUAUGAAUUAAUUACUACUCUUGGACAUUUUAUUAUAUAAAAUGAAGAUCAAGAAAUUUGUUGUGAUGGACUAAGAGUUUUAUCAAAUUUAUCAAGGUAAAAGGAUUUAAUCAAAUAAAUAAUGAAAUCAAGAAUCUCAGAAGGUGUUAUUGUAUUAUUAGAUUCUAAUUCAAGAGAAGUUGUAUAUUAUUGUUUAGGUGUAAUUUUAAAUCUGCUCUAGGAUUAAGACUUUAAGUAAGAAUAUUAGAUAUAUCUAUAGAAAAAAAGAAAAUAUUAAUAUAAUUGAUUAUAUAACUUAAGUUUUAAAUGAUUGUACCACUAAUGAAAAUGAUAUAGCUAAUCUUGGAUUAAAAUGUUUAAUUUUAUUAUUGGAUUCAAAUUUAAAUUAAGAGUAUGCAAAUAAAAUAGAAACAGCUGUUUAAACAUUUGGAAAUGUUUGUGAUUAAGUUUUAAAAGUUAAGGAAAAUAAUGAACUCUCUAAUACAAGACAAUUAAUCAAUUAAAUUAUUAAUAAUAUUCCAGAAGAAGGUUAUCCAUGUAUGUAACCGAAUUGCGGAAGAAAAUUUAAGAGUCAAAUGGAAUUAUAAAUCCAUAUUAAUAGAAGACAUAAAUUAUGA